CGUAUUUUGCUGCGUCGCCGUUGUUACCGCCCGUGGUGUGUCAGUGCGGUGUGUUGUAAAAGCGAAGCAUUCUCCAGUCUCAGGCGCAGUUCCCAAAGAAAGCAGUCAACAUGAUGAUGGCCCAGUGUUUUCAAAUCACGCCCGGUGUCCUCAAAACUGUCAUACAGCCGGGCUUCGGCCCGAGACCCAACGUCGGCGACAACAUCACCGUCCACUGCACAGGUCUUCUCACGAAUCCGCCGAGGAAAUUCUGGAGCACAAGAGAUCCUGGACAGCAGCCGUUCUCCUUCCGGGUUGGCGUUGGCGAAGUGAUCAGAGGAUGGGACGAAGGCUGCCUCUCCAUGCAGAAGAAUGAGGUGUCUAGGCUCACGGUGUGCGGCCAGAAAGCUUACGGAGCGCAAGGCUUCCCUGCGUGGGGGAUCCCCCCCAAUGCGGACCUGCAGUUCGAGAUCCAGAUCCUGGCCAUCAACGGCAUGUGAGGAGGGGCACAGGCGUCCUCCCCCGGCGGCGCUCUGGCGGCGAGGCGGGGCCACAGGCGGCGGUGCUGCUGCGCGACGUCCGUGUACUCCUCCCCCUUUGCUGUAAGGACUCCUUUUUUAUCUGCAACGUCCACCUUGUGACCAUUAAAAAAAGAGUUGCAGCUCAAUUCUCCUCCCCA
Molecule: messenger RNA, 658 nt
Organism: Ixodes scapularis (black-legged tick)
Lineage: Eukaryota; Metazoa; Arthropoda; Arachnida; Ixodida; Ixodidae
Product: peptidyl-prolyl cis-trans isomerase FKBP12
Exons: 4
Coding region: 111-479 (122 amino acids)
Molecular function (GO): peptidyl-prolyl cis-trans isomerase activity
Source: RefSeq, a predicted model, not a curated record